Molecule: messenger RNA, 2653 nt
Organism: Pangasianodon hypophthalmus (striped catfish)
Lineage: Eukaryota; Metazoa; Chordata; Actinopteri; Siluriformes; Pangasiidae
Gene: shisal1a
Product: shisa like 1a
Exons: 6
Coding region: 416-1120 (234 amino acids)
Source: RefSeq, a predicted model, not a curated record
CACACACACACACACACACGUGCGCUCUCUCUCUCCUCAGUUAUUCUCUCAGGAUCAGUCUAUACCUCACUCUGUGUUACCAGUGUGGGUGCAGGAUUGAGUGCAGAGAAAGUGUGCAGUUCUCCUCCUCCUCUCUCUCCAUUUGUUUACUCUGUAUGUCCCACACACACUCCUAACUGGUUUUUACUUCACAGCUGCUGCAGCAGUAGAAUGUGUGGAGCAGUGGACUGUCUCUAUCCGGGCUGCGUGAAGAACACGUUCAAUAUGCUGCACGAGGCUGCAAACUGAUUCUCCAAAGGGAAAAAAAAAAAACAAGAGGAACACAGGCUCCAGAAUUAUUCAGUCAUGGCAUAUAAAAGCAGAGGGUUGGUUUGCAUCCGAGACACACAGCAGAUGUCCAAAUUCACAGCGGACCAUGAGUUUGCAGCAUGACGAGUGUAAGCAGACGAAAGAAAGCAAUGUGUGUGUGUUAGGUCACACCUCCCUCUCUCUCCUGCGCCUUUCUUUUCUUCAUGAGGACAGAGAGAUGACCAUGCGAGGCCACUGGUCCUCCAACACCCUGGCUGUCAUCUUCCUCCUGCUCUCCACUGCAGCUCUUUCAGCACACUUCAGAGUUUGCGAACCCUACUCUGACCACAAAGGGCGCUAUCACUUCGGCUUUCACUGCCCUCGCCUCUCUGACAACAAGACCUACAUGUUCUGCUGUCACCACAACAACACAGCCUUCAAGUACUGCUGCAACGAGACCGAGUUCCAGGGCAUCAUGCAGCUCAACCUCACCACCACCUCAGAUGGUUUCGCUCACAAUAAUUACACCGCUCUCGUUGGUGUGUGGGUUUAUGGUUUCUUCGUCAUGAUUCUGCUGGCUUUGGACUUCUUAUACUAUUCAGCCAUGAACUAUGAGGUGUGUCGUGUCUAUCUGGAGAAGUGGGGACUGGGCGGUCGAUGGCUGAAACAGGCCAGGAGCCAGUGGCACAGUGCCACCAUAGCACAGGAGGGAGAUCCGAGCUCAGGGACAAGUAUGAGCCAAGGCCCUCACCAACAACAUCAUCCCAGACAGAGUUUAAGAGGAGAGGUGGAGAGUCCUACCCUCCUGACCUUCCAGACCUCCACAGCAUGAUACUUGAAGCUUGACUCAUUAGGAUGUACUGUGCUUUUAAGGGCAGGAGAAGCCAAGGAGAAAUAGCCACAGAAAGCUCACUGACUUUUCACAGAGUGACUCUCUGGGUUUGUCUCCCUAUUUGUGAUGUGGAUUUUUUUUUUUUUUUGCUCCACUGUGAUGUUCAGUGAGGAAACCUACUUAACAUAGUUGUCUGAUCACCUGAUCCCUAUCUGCGCUACAGGAGAAGCACUAUCUCUGACCAUUCAACUGCAAAGCAUCCUGAUGUAAAUGGCUGCCUGCGUCAAGAGAAAAGUGUGUUCUCUUAUACUACUCACAGCACAAGGUGAGAUGGACAUCAGAUUUUUCAGACUGCAGUAAACACAAGGCAAACUCUAGAUACUGAAUGUUCCCUUAUACAUCUCAGCAGGAAAAGCAGAGGAUAUUUUAUUUAUUCAACGAUUGUACUGGUUCUGUAGUGCUUUUUAAGUUAAAGGAAUUUGGCUAGAAAUGAAAAUGAAAUUCAAGACUUAACGAAAAACAAAACAAACCAAAAAUAAAAGCAUAUUGAUUAUCUGAGAUAAACCUUUUUUCACAGACAACCAAAAUAAUAAAUACAUGGGUUUGAAAAAUGUCAAAACUGAAAGUUUGUAUAUGAUCAGUAUCCACGCGUUAAUAUCACUUGUUGACAGUGAUAUGUGUACUCUUGCAAUAGUACUUCUGAACUACUGAAGUUGAGAAUGUCAGAUAAAGCAAUAUGUCAUGCUAGAAAAUCAUGAAGACGUACGGUGGAUUUCACGUGUGUGAUUGUUCCUAAUGAAUUACUUGAUUAUGUGGUACUAUUGCCUCAUAGAGCUUUUUUUUCUUUAGGCUGGCCUCAUGGUGCAUUUACAUUGUCGUGAAAUGAAACAGCUGAUUUGGAGCUCUCUGGAGUAAAUCUAUAGUAUCUGCAUCUGUGCUUUUUUUUUUUUCAACACAUAUCCAUAUAAGACAGAAUGAAGAAUACGAGUAGCAAGAAAAGCUGAUACAGUUAUUAUUAUCUCUUCCCUCUUGUGCUAGCAUCUGAAACUGAUCUAAGAGAUUAUGUUAUCUGUGGCCAUGACAUGAACCCUUGCUUUGGCAGCAAUGUGAAUGCACCUUUGGUAGAAAUCCUGCCGGUAGCUUUAUUUCCCAUGUGGAAAACGUGCACUGACUUCAGGUGAGUUAAUAGGAAUAGUCAAAGCGAGUAGUUAGUCAACCUGCAAUAAAGCACAGUAUUGUGUUGCAUUACAUUGUGAUAGAAAGAAACCUUUUUGUGAUGUUGUUAUCAGUGUUUUAGGUGACUCUAAAUUCUCCUCCUAGCAGCCAGAGACAUACUCGGUGGUACAGUAAUGAGUACUGAUGAUGGUGAUAAGUUGCCUUACUGUAAAACUAUUGUACACCUAGCACCAGUUUUGAUGUGGGUUUUACGACUGUAUGAAGUGUUUGGAUGCAGUUUUGUUGUAAUUGCACUUGUUAACUUUUUACUGUCACAAGCUGAAAAAAAUAAAGAUCUAUCUUUUGCAGUGUGUUCAA